AAGCAAAAAAUAGUUGAAGAAAAAAUGCAGGAAAACAUCUGCUUUGGAAGGGGAUAGCCCGACAAAAACAUUGUAAUCAUUCUUGGUAACAGUAGAGACAGACAGUUUAUUCAACGAUGCUGGACGAGGUGAAACAUGUUCUUCUGGUUCUAUCUGGUAAAGGUGGUGUUGGAAAAUCAACAGUCAGUACUCAGCUCGCCCUCGCCCUCAAGGUAGCUGGCUUCAAGGUGGGAAUCCUCGAUGUCGAUCUGUGUGGUCCCAGUGUGCCUUAUCUCCUCAAUAUUGAGGACAAGGAUGUUCACCAGUCCUCGGAAGGGUGGAUUCCGGUGUACACCGAUCAGGAUCAGACACUUGCUGUCAUGUCAAUUGGAUUUCUCCUGAAAAAUCGAAAUGAUGGAGUCGUCUGGCGAGGCCCCAAGAAAACCGGUAUGAUCAGACAAUUUUUGACUGACGUCGUCUGGAAGGACAUUGAUUAUCUCAUUAUUGAUACUCCUCCUGGCACAUCUGACGAGCACAUCACUGUUAUGGAAAACCUCAGAGAUGUUAAGUGCGACGGAGCUAUCAUCGUUACUACUCCCCAGGCUGUCGCUGUUGAUGAUGUCUUGAGGGAAGUCACGUUUUGUAGGAAAACCGGAAUUCAAGUUAUUGGGAUUGUUGAAAAUAUGAGUGGAUUUGUGUGUCCUACAUGCUCCGAGUGUACAAAUAUUUUUUCAUCCGGCGGAGGUAUAGCCUUAUCAGAAAUGGUGAGGGUUCCAUUUCUAGCUAAACUACCCAUUGACCCGGCGAUUGGAAAAUUUGCUGACAAGGGUCAAAGCAUUUUGAUAAGCCUCCCUGACAGUCAAGUAGCUCAAGUCUUCAGGAAACUCGUUGAGGAACUCACAAAGAGCAAGGAAGCUUGAACGAAAGAAAAUCCUCUCAAAUGUGUUACUGAGUGGAUGAAACGUGUGAUUGCUAGACGAAUGUAUGCUGCCCAUUAACAAUUUUCUAUUUAAAUGAAUUUCAACUCUGUGACUGAGUAAAAUGAAAAAGCUGUUAUUAUUACCUGAACACACAGAUGUAGAUAUUGCAUUUUUUUAUCUUGUAUAUUUUCAUGAAAAAUAUUCUAGAGAUGUUUUAUAUUGUAAAUUAACAUCAAAAAUAUUUUUUAUAAACGUUGCUUAUGGAAGGGUA
Molecule: messenger RNA, 1170 nt
Organism: Fopius arisanus
Lineage: Eukaryota; Metazoa; Arthropoda; Insecta; Hymenoptera; Braconidae
Gene: Nubp2
Product: NUBP iron-sulfur cluster assembly factor 2
Exons: 5
Coding region: 117-899 (260 amino acids)
Biological process (GO): iron-sulfur cluster assembly
Cellular component (GO): cytosol
Molecular function (GO): 4 iron, 4 sulfur cluster binding; ATP binding; ATP-dependent FeS chaperone activity
Source: RefSeq, a predicted model, not a curated record